This is a messenger RNA of Penicillium subrubescens, 1173 nucleotides long. RefSeq names its product DUF2841 domain-containing protein. Lineage: Eukaryota; Fungi; Ascomycota; Eurotiomycetes; Eurotiales; Aspergillaceae. The coding region runs from base 1 to 1173 and encodes 390 amino acids. The transcript is spliced from 3 exons. The record is from RefSeq and is a predicted model, not a curated record.
AUGUCGCAGCAGCGGCCCUCAAAAUCUACUGAGUUAGAAACCUGCGCACCAGUGAGGUCCUGGAGAACGAGGCUGCCAACACAGCCACGGCAAAGGUUGCCAAUUUGGAAGCAGGAGAAGGAUGUGUAUUACUGGCAGCCCCGCUCCUCUCAAACCCAGUACCCCGGCCUUGAACUGCUCGACACACGCCUGAAUGCUCUCCCGAAACUUUCUACCUGCGGUGAAGGCUCGUUACCAAUUCAAGAUCCAGCAGCCAUGCUCCAUGUCUAUGAGAGGGCUUUUGAGAAUCUUCAGCAGACCAAUUGCCGUGUCCUUGCUAAGGCGUAUAUCAAGAUGCUUGAGCCGAAAAAGCAGGCGAACUACCCGUAUAAUGGACGGAGGUCAGUCAGAGGAAGAAAAGUACAAUUUGAUCCGGAGGUAACAAAACCGCCCUGGUGGCCUUCUCGAGUGCGCCACCACGAGCCAGAUCAUCUCCCGAAAGUUGAGCGUAUUCGACUCCUUAUUCACAUCGUCCGCGAGCUGCACACGAGCCAUGGGAUAACCGUGGAUAAACUCAAAGCGGCAGAUCGGUCUAUUCGAGAUAAAAUUCGACCAAGAAGCAGGCUCCUCUUUCUCGACGAAAUUUACAAAGUAAGAGAAGCGGAAGAAAGAUUGAUCAAUAAGGGAACGGUCAAACAGCCUUCAUAUCCGGAUGAUUUUGUCGAAGUGAAAUGGGCCAGUACUUCUGGACCCAUCGGAUGUGUGGCUAGUGACCAAAAGAGCAGCCAAUCCAUUAAUCCUUUCGUUGGAGACUGGAUACAUACUCCGGGUGCGAACACUUCUCUUACGUCUGUCACAUAUUUUGGCAGUGUCACCUCGCAGCAAGGUGAAAAUUGCCAAGACCACAGUCAAUCAUUCUCUUCUUCUGGCCAACGUACUAUUCCUUUCCACGGUAAACACUCACAUUGGGAGCCUGACCUCCUUGGCGCAUCGUUGUCCAUGGGAAAUACCGAUUGUAUUUCUCAGUUCACGUAUUGGGCUGAAGGUGCCAAUGCUAUCACCCAGAGCGAACAGUACAAAACCGCGAACCAUGUCUCCGCUUCCAAACCAGCAGAGCACACCUCGACGGGAAUAGGACGACUACCGCAAAGCAAUACCAUGCACCAGAAUUGGAUGUAUGAUUUUACGAUAUGA